This is a messenger RNA of Lactuca virosa, 933 nucleotides long. The record is from the annotation of a GenBank genome assembly. NCBI's taxonomy places the organism in Eukaryota, Viridiplantae, Streptophyta, Magnoliopsida, Asterales, Asteraceae.
CGAUUAUUUCUCUAUAAAUACCAUUAAUAUCUCUUUCUUACUCACAUACAGAAAGAUGGCGAUUAGCGAUGACGAAGUUGCUAUGGCGACAGUGGCACCAUUGGCACCAGUCACAUUUCAACGACCUGUUCGGAGUGACCUUGAAGAAUUCUUUCCUAAGCCCUACAUGGCUAGAGCUAUGGCUGCACCAGACACGGAGCAUCCAGAUGGCACACCAGAUCACAAAGCUGGUGGUAUGAGUGUCCUCCAGCAACAUGUCGCUUUCUUUGAUCAAAACGACGAUGGCAUUGUUUAUCCUUGGGAGACUUACACCGGGCUUCGAGAUAUUGGGUUGAAUGUACUCUUCGCUGCAAUCGUGGGAUUAGCUUUCAAUGUAGUAUUUAGUUACCCUACCCGCAGAGGUUCCCUUCCCAAUUUGCUGCUUCCAGUUUACAUAGAAAACGUACACAAAGGCAAGCAUCCAAGUGAUUCUGGAACAUAUGAUACUGAAGGAAGGUAUCUUCCUGUUAACUUCGAGAAUAUGUUUAGCAAAUAUGGAAAAACAUCCCCAGAUAAGCUAACAUUGAAAGAGCUAUGGAAUAUGACACAAGGAAAUCGUACUUCAUUCGACCUUCUGGGAUGGAUAUUAGAAAAGGUGGAAUGGGCGCUUGUAUACCUUAUAGCUAGAGACGACGAAGGUUACCUUUCAAAAGAAGCCAUGAGAGGUCUCUUUGAUGGUAGUCUCUUCGAGAAACUUGCCAAAGCGAAUAAAAAGACGGAUUAAAAGCUAUCAUGUCCUUGUGCCAAACUAAAUAAAAUUGUACUCGGCUACAAAACCGUUGGUAUCAUUAUAUGUAUGCAAUCUACCUAUGUGAAGUGGACAAUUCCGUAUCUAUUCCUUAUCUAUGUAAUUCACUAAUUACAAGACACUAGAUAUUUUAUUACAUAAGUAAA